This is a messenger RNA of Neopelma chrysocephalum (saffron-crested tyrant-manakin), 777 nucleotides long. It is a transcript of the gene PI15, whose product is annotated as peptidase inhibitor 15. The record is from RefSeq and is a predicted model, not a curated record. Gene Ontology annotation, cellular component: extracellular region. NCBI's taxonomy places the organism in Eukaryota, Metazoa, Chordata, Aves, Passeriformes, Pipridae. The transcript has 5 exons. Bases 1 to 777 code for a protein of 258 amino acids.
AUGACAGUAAUUGCUGCAAUCAGUUGUACUCUCUUAUUUUCCGUUCUCUGUGAAACAAGUGCAUUAGUGUUGCCCAACUCCACUGACCUAUUCCUGUCAGACAAUAAUUUCACUGACAUUGAGACGGCUUUGGCAGCCCAUCUGGACUCUGCAAAAAUUCCCAAAGCCAGGCGGAAGCGCUACAUUUCACAGAAUGACAUGAUUGCCAUUCUUGAUUAUCAUAAUCAAGUCAGAGGCAAAGUCUUCCCACCUGCUUCCAACAUGGAAUAUAUGGUCUGGGAUGAAACGCUUGCCAAAUCUGCAGAGGCUUGGGCUGCUACAUGCAUUUGGGACCAUGGACCUUCCUACCUACUGAGAUUCUUGGGCCAGAACCUGUCUGUAAGAACUGGAAGGUAUCGAUCUAUUCUCCAGCUGGUAAAGCCAUGGUACGAUGAGGUGAAGGAUUAUGCUUUCCCUUAUCCUCAAGAUUGCAAUCCCAGAUGCCCCAUGCGAUGUUAUGGACCCAUGUGCACCCAUUACACACAGAUGGUUUGGGCCACUUCCAAUCGUAUAGGCUGCGCAAUCCACACGUGCCACAAUAUGAACGUCUGGGGAUCUGUUUGGCGACGAGCUGUUUACUUGGUAUGCAACUAUGCCCCAAAGGGAAACUGGAUUGGAGAAGCACCAUAUAAAGUAGGAGUCCCAUGUUCAGCUUGUCCUCCAAGCUAUGGAGGUUCUUGUACCGACAAUCUUUGUUUCCCAGGAGUAACAUCAAACUACUUAUACUGGUUUAAAUAA